GAUUUGAUGUUUAAAGUUUCACUUUGUCUUCCUAAAUUAAUAGUACUACUCCAUAUUACUAUCCUCUAUAGUAUUUAAAUAAGCAAUUAUUUUAAUCUUCAUUAUCACCCCCAUCACCAAUAUCUUUGUAUCUUUCUAUCUUAAAUGUCAGUGACAGUACAAUGGUGGCUACAGAUAUUGCCCUUCUUUCUAUGACUACUACUACUCAGAUCCAAAAAUCAUCACAAUCACAAUCAAACCCUAACAUCACCACAACCACCACCACACCAUCAUCAUCAACUUGGAUGUGGAACCCUAAACAACAACAAGAAGAUGAAGAUUCAUGGGAGGUAAGAGCUUUUGCAGAAGACACAAGGAACAUCAUGAACGCAACAUGGCCACCAAGAUCUUACACCUGCACUUUUUGUAGAAGAGAGUUCCGGUCAGCUCAAGCUCUUGGCGGUCAUAUGAACGUCCACCGCCGAGACCGUGCUCGUCUCCAUCAAAAUCAACCACCGUUAAAUCCUUCUUCUCAGUUCAUACAUAUUCCUCCUCAAGAGCUUGUUAAUGCUGGAUUGUGCCUUUUUUACCAUUCACCAAACCCUAAUAUUUCUUCCUUCAAUGAUUCUAAUGGAGAUCAAUCUCCUUCAACUCUUCUCUCUAUCUCAUCAUCAUCUUAUCCAACAAACAACUUGAUGAUGCAAAGGCAAAUGCAAACUUGUUCUCCUACACCUUUUCAUUUUCAGGCUAAUUCAGCUCGAAACUUUAUCAAUAAUAGCAUCUCUUCUUUUUCUAACAAACCUGCUAUCUGCACCUCCAUAGACGAUAAGGUUCAUGAAAUUGAAGAACUCGAUCUUGAGCUACGUUUGGGGAACAAGCCAGCACCGACAUGAAAAAUCUAUAGCUAUAGCAUAGAUAUAUAGAUGGAUGAAUAUUUAUUUAUAUUUCAAGUUUAUUCAUUUUAGUGUGUAUGAAGAAUAUUCAAUUCUAAAUUCCUAAAAGUACUAUUAUAUAUUAA
Molecule: messenger RNA, 997 nt
Organism: Vicia villosa (hairy vetch)
Lineage: Eukaryota; Viridiplantae; Streptophyta; Magnoliopsida; Fabales; Fabaceae
Product: transcriptional regulator SUPERMAN-like
Exons: 1
Coding region: 162-872 (236 amino acids)
Source: RefSeq, a predicted model, not a curated record